UCGUAAUGUUUACAUUUUAAAAGUUUUGAUUUUACUCUUAUAUUUUACUAUUUUACUUAUAUUUAAUAAGUAAUAUUAUAAUAAAUUAAUAUUUAUGGACUUAAACAUUGAAAGUGAUGCAUUUAAGCAGCAGAAAAACGAUAUUAAACAAUCUAUUCAGCGUACAAAACCAUUGCAAGCGAAUCCUACUGUUGCCACUAUUAUUGCUAAGGUUGUCACUGCUAACACUCUCGAAAAUAACAAAUUAAUUCCUGUCGGUAAAUAUGGAUUUGCAUUAGCAGGAGAUGUGAAAUUGAAUUACUAUCAACUCUUACUUUACGGUAGUAAAAAUUCCAUUCUUAUAAAUCUCUUAUUAACUAAAGACUUCAAGUACAAUGUAAAUGAAAAUAACUCAAUUGGAUUUCUGUCCAAAGUGAAUUGGCAUUUAGAGUUUGAAAAUACUAAUGAUGCUGUGAGUUUUAAUUCUCAAUUAGCAUUUGUGUUAUGGAAACUUAAUGGAUGUAAAGAACUAUAUUGGGCUGACCUUUAUUAUCCUUCUCGUAAUAGCAAUGUAGCAAGAUUUAAUAGUGUGGUUGAGAUCACGUAUGUGGCAAAUACUGUAUCAAGUAAAAAAUUUGGACCUCAAGUUUCUAGUAAUAUCAAAGAUGAUCGAUAUUUGAAAGUGAACAUUAAUGAAAAUGGUUGGGAAAGGUCAUUGUUAGGUGUUAAUGUUAAUACCCAGAGGAUUGUAUUCAUACCAAUUGCUGAAAUGGGUGCUUGGAAAAUUUUAACUGAUGGUCGCCAAUGUUUAUGUUUGACCAUGACUGUUCAAAAUAUUUAUGAAUUAAAAGGAGAAAAUAUUACUGAUGAACCAGUUAUUAUAACACAAGAACACUUGAAAAAAGCUAAUGAAAAUCAUCCUACUAUAAUUCAACCACUAGAUAUUGUUUAUGAUAAUAUUUCUGCCAUACCAUCAAAAAAAUUAUGUAUUGAAUCACUCUACGAAGAGUUUGAAAAAUUAAAACUAGAUAAUAUUAAAACUUAUGAGAGACUUGCAAAAUUAGAAGCAUUGAUUAUUGAAAAAAAAUCUGACAAAACAGAAAAUUCAAUUGAUUCAGAAUUAAAAAAAUCAAUGAAAAUUAUUUAUAAAAGGUUAAUAAAAGAGUUCCCUGUUGAUGAAACUUUUUCUGGAAGUGAAAUUCAAACAAAGAUUAAAGAUAUUUUUUAUAAUAUAUUAGCAUGUUCUAAUCAAUCUAAUGUAAAUUCUAAUUGAUCACAUGUCUCAUAGUUAUGAAAAAAUAAUUUUAUACAUCAAUUUACAUAAUUGUUAAUUAAUCUUGUUAUGCUGC
Molecule: messenger RNA, 1328 nt
Organism: Sipha flava (yellow sugarcane aphid)
Lineage: Eukaryota; Metazoa; Arthropoda; Insecta; Hemiptera; Aphididae
Product: FK506-binding protein 15-like
Exons: 1
Coding region: 95-1252 (385 amino acids)
Source: RefSeq, a predicted model, not a curated record